CAGGUAAAGAAGAAGGUAGGUAAACGCAAAGUCUGGCUUGAGCCAACCAUCGUGGAAAAUUCAGAGCGCAUUCUCAUGCCAUUUUGCUCCGCUCUUCUUUUCGGACUGAAACUUGUGGGGAUAUACGGAAGUUACGGGAGCCCGCGGGGGUUUGUUUGGAGCCGGGGGUAGAUUCAAGGGAGGUACUGAUCCUAUCAUGGAAAAAUUUAACGAGAGUUUAUGGUUCGACAAGCGAAUGUGGGCACAGGAUAUUCGUGGAUCCGUUGCGUACGCCAAAGCCAUCGGUAAGGUAGGCAUAAUUACCCAAGAAGAAGUGAACCUUAUCGUUGAAGGACUUGGAAAGGUCCACAAAGAAUGGGAAGAAGGAAAAUUCGAAACAAAGCCCGGAGACGAAGGUACGUGAGCGCUAGUUUGAGUCCUUUAUGGGCGCAUGCUUCUUUUCUUCCUGGACUUUUGAUUUCUUAUUCUUUCUUUUUUGCUCUUUUACAGAUAUCCAUACUGCGAAUGAACGACGACUCACCGAAAUCAUCGGUCCGACCGGUGGUAAGCUGCAUACCGGCAGGUCUCGAAAUGACCAAGUCGCAACAGAUACACGUCUGUGGGCCGUUGAAGCAGAACGAGACGUUUUGAAGGACAUGGGCAUCCUCCUUUCUGCCGCAGCCAAUUUUUCGAAGGAAUACAUCGACGUCCUCAUGGCAGGUUACACUCAUUUACAGCCUGCACAGCCAAUCCGAUUUUCUCAUUGGCUGAUGAGUCACGUAACUCCUCUGGUGAGAGAUGCGGAGCGCUUGAAGGAAAUUAUUCCUAGAACCAAUCGAUGCCCUCUUGGUUCUGGCGCUCUGGCUGGUAACGCUUUCGGAGUAGACAGAGAAUAUCUUGCAAAAGAACUCGGGUUCGAAGGAGUAACGGCGAAUUCUUUGGAUUCGGUUUGCGAUCGUGACUUUGUUGUAGAAUUCCUCAUGUGGCACGCAUUGAUGCUCACCCAUAUCAGUCAAUUCGCAGAGGACGUAAUUAUCAACAACUUGCUAAAGUGUAUUGAUAUGGACGACGCGUAUGCGACCGGUUCCUCUCUCAUGCCACAAAAGAAAAAUCCAGAUGCACUGGAGCUCCUACGAGGAAAGGCUGGAGUUGCUCUCGGAAAAGCCGUCGGGCUGACAGCUACUCUCAAAGGGCUUCCUCGCGCAUACAACAAAGAUUUACAGGAAGAUAAACUUCUCUUGUUUGCUGCCAUGGACACCGUCAAGGAUUGUUUGGCGAUUGCGACCGGUGUGAUUGUUACAAUGAAACCUAAUCCUGAUAAGCUUAUCCAAGCACUCAGUCCUGAAAUGCUAGCAACCGAUUUGGCUGAUUAUUUGGUCCGCAAAGGAGUUCCAUUCCGUGAAACUCACCACAUCAGCGGUGCUUGUGUUAGACUAGCAGAGGAGAAAAAGGUAUCUAUCGAUACUCUUUCGCUCGAAGAACUCAAGGAGAUCGAUGCUAGGUUCGAAGCAGAUGUCACGAAGGUCUGGGAUUACGAAGUUAGUGUCGAAAGAAAGAGUUCAAUUGGAGGGACUGCAAAAGCUUCCGUCUUGAAACAAAUCGAGGAUGUCCUCGCCUUUGCGAAGACAUUAGAAUAAAUCGAAGUAAGAAAAUCAAAAUAGUCGC
Molecule: messenger RNA, 1644 nt
Organism: Pseudo-nitzschia multistriata
Lineage: Eukaryota; Bacillariophyta; Bacillariophyceae; Bacillariales; Bacillariaceae
Source: the annotation of a GenBank genome assembly